Molecule: messenger RNA, 600 nt
Organism: Amaranthus tricolor (Joseph's coat)
Lineage: Eukaryota; Viridiplantae; Streptophyta; Magnoliopsida; Caryophyllales; Amaranthaceae
Exons: 5
Coding region: 1-600 (199 amino acids)
Biological process (GO): rRNA base methylation
Cellular component (GO): cytoplasm
Molecular function (GO): rRNA (uridine-N3-)-methyltransferase activity
Source: RefSeq, a predicted model, not a curated record
AUGUUGAGAAAUUGGACUCUGCCACAAGAACAGAAUCCUGCUAGUACCACUAUUGGCUCCCUCUCCAGUCUAAACUACAAUAGUGUGACUAUACAGAAAGAAACUAAAGAGACUUCUUGGGAGAUGAGGCCUAAUACAAGAGGGAAUAUGGAGGGUGAAAAAUGGAUAAAACAUUACAGUAGUAAGCAGAAAAUACUGUUAAUCGGGGAAGGAGAUUUCUCCUUUGCACUUAGUCUUGCUACUGCUUUUGGAAAUGCUACCAAUAUCGUGGCUACUUCCAUAGAUUCCCCAGAUAUGCUGCAGAUGAGGUAUGCAAAGGCGAAGAGCAACCUUGACCUUCUUGAGGCGUACGGAUGCAAUCUGGUGUAUGGAGUCGAUGCACAUACCAUGCAUAAACAUCGUGCCUUGCAAAAUCAAACUUUUGAUAGAAUUGUUUUCAAUUUUCCACAUGCAGAACUGUUUUUACGUGAACACAAGUUAAAUUCAUUAUAUUUGGAUAGCAAAUUUAUAAUGAAAAAAAAGACUGAGAAAGGGAAGGAAAGGAAAGAAAGGGGAGAAGUGGGGAAAGGACUCAAAAAAGGAAAGAAAGGGGAGAAGUGA